This is a messenger RNA of Brettanomyces nanus, 1362 nucleotides long. RefSeq lists its product as uncharacterized. The coding region runs from base 1 to 1362 and encodes 453 amino acids. The record is from RefSeq and is a predicted model, not a curated record. NCBI's taxonomy places the organism in Eukaryota, Fungi, Ascomycota, Pichiomycetes, Pichiales, Pichiaceae. The transcript has a single exon.
AUGAAACGUUUUUUGGACAUAGAAGAAUCAAGGGUAACGAAAUGUGCUAAAGUUUCUCAGAGUGGUUGUGAUUUCCUUGUCAAACUGCCUUUAGAAGUGGUGGAGAUAGUGAUUGCCAAGGGGAAGCUUUCUCGCCGGGAUAUCAUCAACAUUUCACUGGUGUCCAGCUCUCAUAGAUUACGAUUCUUCCAGUUUGUAUACGACAAAGUGAAACUGACGUGGACCGACUUCAAGCGGUUUGAAGAGACAUUUAAACAGAAGGAUUUGGUCCAACGCAUAAGGGUCUAUAGUAACCUCAAGGAUGUCAAGCAAACUAGCUACGGAGAAUGGAAUAUCUCGUUGAGAGAGAUUUUACUGAAAUGCACCAACUUGUCCGAAAUGACGAUAGAAGUAAUGACGUCUGCUCGAUGCCUCAAGUACCAGGACAACUUUGAUGUAGAUUUGUCCAACAAGAUAACGAGUCUAAAGUUGAUCAGUCAUGCGCACGAGGCUGCAGACGAAUCCCUUUUCGAACUGUCUCAGCUCCAAAAGUUUCACAAUUUGACGAGUUUGAACCUCAACGGGUUCUUUAUCAGUAAAGAUCAGUACUUCUAUCCGAAGUAUAAGCCAGAUUUAUCUGAUUUUAAAGUACGAAGUAAAGAUGGUAAGCUUCUUAAGCUGGAGAGGUUGGAAUUGGUGAACUGCCGAUGGGAGCACCCGUUCAAUUUGAGCGAUAUUUUCAGCCCUACAUAUCCAUCACCCAAUCCCGUGCUCUUCUCUGGUGGAAGACAGGAAGAAUUUACAGCACCAUCCAGCCUUUCGCUAUUCUACAGCGAAGAAUCUUCAUCGUUUGUAGUGAGUGAGAGGUUUCAGGCACUGAUAAACAACGAAAAUGAUGAGCAGUUUCUAUUUCAGACCCGUUUUUACUGCAAACUAAAGGAACUCAAAAUAGUGAUCCUUAACAGAGAUAAUAAGGAUGACAAGUAUAGCUACUACUACCCAUGGUUGGCACAGCUGGACUUGAAACGGAAGUUCCAGGCACAGUCGGAAACGACCGGAGAGAUCGAAAACAGAUCGAUACUAACGAGUUUACAAUCAUUAACACUAGUUGGCUGGCGCUUAGCCAAUUCGCAUGAGCUGGAAAAGAUCUUCACAGUGGAUAAAGAUAUGAAGUACAACAUGAAACGGAUUCAGUUGUACCUAAUACAGGCAGGAGACAGUAAGGAUCAGCUUGAUAGGAUACAGAAUCAUCUUGAAGUGAUAUUCAAUGGGCCUGGAAGAAACAACAAUCAUUGCGAGGUGACCGUAGGAUACGCUGAAGAGUGUCUCGCUGACCAUGAGUACGACACAGACUUUUCCAAGCUGCACGAAGGAGAGAUGUAA